Messenger RNA from Ailuropoda melanoleuca (giant panda), 5398 nucleotides. It is a transcript of the gene GDA, whose product is annotated as guanine deaminase. Gene Ontology annotation, biological process: guanine catabolic process. The record is from RefSeq and is a predicted model, not a curated record. NCBI's taxonomy places the organism in Eukaryota, Metazoa, Chordata, Mammalia, Carnivora, Ursidae. The coding region runs from base 210 to 1574 and encodes 454 amino acids. The transcript has 14 exons. Gene Ontology annotation, molecular function: guanine deaminase activity; zinc ion binding. Gene Ontology annotation, cellular component: cytosol.
GAAAAUCCUAUUGGCAUCGAGGAGGCAGGAAGCCCGCCCCUGGGCGCGGCCUGCAGGGGGCAGGCUGUCGCUCGGAAAAGCGGGGGGCAGUACGAGGCCUGACCAGGUGCGCCCGGCAGCAGCCCGCAAGUCGCAGGGACCGCUCGUCUCACCUCCGCCCGGUGCGCUCUCCUCGGUUCGCGAACCCCGCGCUGCGCUCCGCCGCUGACAUGUGUGCCGCCCCGAUGCCGUCCCUGGCGCACAUCUUCCGAGGGACAUUCAUCCACUCCACCUGGACUAGCCCCAUGGAGGUGCUGCGGGAUCACCUCCUCGGCGUGAGCGACAGCGGCAAAAUAGUGUUUUUAGAAGAAGCAUCCCAACAGGAAAAGCUGGCCAAGGAAUGGUGCUUCAAGCCGUGUGAAAUAAGAGAACUAAGCAACCAUGAGUUCUUCAUGCCUGGGCUGGUCGAUACACACAUCCACGCCCCUCAGUAUUCUUUUGCUGGGAGUAAUGUGGACCUGCCGCUUUUGGACUGGCUGACCAUGUACACAUUUCCUACAGAACUCAAAUUCCAGAACAUCGACUUUGCUGAAGAAGUUUAUACCAGAGUUGUCAGGAGAACACUAAAGAAUGGAACAACCACGGCUUGUUACUUUGGAACAAUUCACACUGAGUCAUCUCUGCUCCUUGCAGAAAUUACAGAUAAAUUUGGGCAGCGGGCAUUUGUGGGCAAAGUCUGCAUGGAUAUGAAUGCCACUGUUCCAGAAUACAAGGAAACCACUGAGGAAUCGGUCAAAGAAACAGAGAGGUUUGUGUCAAGAAUGCUCCAAAAGAACUAUUCUAGAGUGAAGCCCAUAGUGACACCACGUUUUUCCCUUUCCUGCUCUGAAACUUUGUUGGGUAAACUGGGAAACAUGGCGAAGACCCAUAAUUUGCAUAUCCAGAGCCAUGUAAGUGAAACUGUCCAUGAAGUUGAAGCCGUGAGGAACUUAUUUCCUGAUUAUAAAAACUACACAGAUGUGUAUGAUAGAAACAAUCUUCUGACAAAUAAGACAGUGAUGGCGCAUGGCUGCUACCUUUCUGCAGAGGAACUCCAGGUGUUCAAGGAGCGGGGAGCAGCGAUCUCGCAUUGCCCCAAUUCUAACUUAUCGCUCAGCAGCGGCUUUCUCAAUGUGCUAGAAGUCCUGAAACAUGACGUGAAGAUAGGGCUGGGUACAGAUGUGGCUGGUGGUUACUCGGCUUCCAUGCUUGAUGCCAUCAGAAGAGCAGUGAUGGUUUCCAACAUCCUUUUAAUUAAUAAGAUCAACGAGAAAAGCCUCACCCUCAAAGAGGUCUUCAGACUAGCUACUCUUGGAGGCAGCCAAGCCCUGGGGCUGGAUAAAGAGAUUGGAAACUUUGAAGUGGGCAAGGAAUUCGAUGCCCUCCUCAUCAACCCCAAAGCUUCCGACUCUCCCAUUGACUUGUUUUCUGGGGAUUUGGUUGGUGACACGUCUGACGCUGUAAUCCAGAAGUUCCUCUACCUAGGAGAUGACCGAAAUAUUGAGGAGGUUUAUGUGGGUGGAAAGCAGGUCGUCCCCUUCUCAAGCUCGGUGUAAGACCCUUGGCCUCUACAGUUCUCCUGGGAUCAUGUGGUUCUGCGUCUCCCUUGUGCCCAGGCUCAGUUAGAAAGUUAAAAAAUAGUAUCUUGUUCUUGGGAUGACUAUCUCUUUCUGUGUCUAGUUACAGUAUUCACUUGACAAAUCGUUUGAAGGAAGUCGUGAUCAUUCCCAGAUCUCUGGUUGGGAGGUCUCAAAAUUUCUCCCUUUUGAGCUGUUUGGAUUUACUUUAAGCUCAAACAUAAGGGAAUGUUAUUCCGGGUGGUGUUCUUAUAAGAUUUAAGUCAAACUGAUUUCAUAUUUGGAAAUGUGGAAAGAAAAGAUAUUCCUAGAUGGCUAGAUAUUUUGAGCUAAUAAAUGUGAAAAUCAGAAGAUGGAAAACAAGCCAGUUAAUAUAUUUUUAUGAGGGAGAAAAAAUUAGACUAUGAACACGCAUUGGAAAAUCACUUCAGAUUAUGUUUGAAAAUUAUGUACUGAGAAUAUUAAUUUCAGAAGAGAACUUGCUGAAUUUUAAAACGUGUUUCUAGAUUGACCUUGUGUUCUGGAAAUUUGCACUUAAUGGAAUUUGCAUUUCAGAAACAUGUUAUUGUUGUGCUUUGCCUUCUUUGGGGAUGAAAUGUCAGAAAUUGAAUGCCACAUGCUUUCUUAAUAUAGUUCUGUGCUUCAAAGUGUUUGACAGAGGUUGGGUGUUAAAGAUUUAAAGUCUCUUAAGAAUAUUAUUCAUGGCACAAAUAGUGGUAUUUUUGUGUACUUCAAAAUCACCUUAAUGUAUAACUAUGUGAUGCUAUUAUUGCUUCAGUGUUAUUAGAAAAGAAACAAAUUCCAUACUCCACUAUUGUGUAGACUGGAGUCUUCAUAAACUGGGGCACGUGGUGGGCAGCAAGGAGCUGUCAAUACUAAAAGGAAGGGUUUCACGGCAAUGAACUGGUAGAACUUUUCAAUCUGGUAGAACUUUAAAAUGAAAGACAAACUCAGUUAAAAAUAUUAUUAAAAAUCUUUAAAACCUGCUUACUGAAAGCACUCCAUUUUUCAAUUUUAUCCUAUUGUCUUUUUAAUUCCUAAUAAUUGCAGGACAUCAGAAUUUUAGGAUAAUGAAAACUAUGUACAUAUCCCACUUACUGUUUAUAUUAAUAGGACUUAAUCUGCACUAGACAUCCAGGAACAUUAAACAAAGCAAAGAGUAUUUUUAUGCCUCCUCGUAUAGUGUGCUUUCCCAUAACCUACAAUUAAAAGCAAAUUGACUUUUUGAUGAACUCUGAAGAAGUAUUGAUGUGAAUGUCAUUUAAAUACUACAUUUUUCUCAUUUAAUUUCAAAUGCUAUAAACCAACAUGGAAAAGGAAUAGACUUUCUUAAUAUAACACUCACACCUAGGGCUUACAUGUGACUCCUUAUAAUUUACCUUAGAGUAGAGAACUUUCUAUAAUAUAAUAUAGCUAACUCCAUAUUUACAGAACUAAGAACAGAAUUCCCCCUUUUAUACUAUACAUUUGAUCCUCAGUUAGUUACGCUAAAUCAGCAGUCAUUUGCCCACGUUUUGUUUUCUGUUUUUCCUGGUGGAAACACUUUAAGAUUUGAUUGUGUAUACACAAUACCCAAUGACUGAACACAAUUUUGGUCUUAUUUUCAUUUUUUAAAGAAUUUUUCUUAUUUGAAUAUAGUUGACACACAAUUUGAUCUUACUUAAAACACACAGACAGAGUUUGUGUUGUGGGAUAUUAAGUAACUCAAUAAAUUCAGCUUCCAGUGGCCAAAAGAACAUGGUUCCCUGAUGUCUAACCCACGUGAGAGGGCUUAAGAAUUUGGGUAACAUGUGUCAGAUCCUCUAGAAGGCAGCAGCUGUAUUCCCAGCCUUUGCAAGAUCUUACACUUGGACCUUCCUUACGGACGUCCAUGUUGAUGCUGAGUGUCCGUUUUGAUUUGGCUGAGGGAUCACGUGCAGUGCAUAUAAACAGACACGUCCUCCACAGAAGGAGAGUGGCCGUCCACAACCAGUCUGUCAAACAUUACAUUGAGCCCCGGGAGUAUGUUAAGACCUGACUAUCUUUUCUAGCAAAAAUAGAAUAUGUUGAAAUGUUUAUGUGUAGUUCGCUUUCCCUGCAUCUCUUAGAACUUACGUGUUUUCGUGGCUCCAAGUGCAGUGGUCCUGAAUCUUGUGCGGGCUUUGUGCAAUGCUGCCGGCAUAGGCCAUACAUGUGGUCAGAUGGUCUACACUUGGAAAUGUUGGCUUGGCCUCACGUGGCUUGACUUUCUGAAUUGUGGAGAGGCGGUAUUUCAAGCCAACCCUAUUUCUCACUUUAUGUUCGAAUAUUUUGCUCUGACGGGGAAGAAAGAAUGAAAGCUUCUUAUCAGCCCCCUCACCUCACCCUGCGCUGUUUGCCUCGGGUUUCAUGGUAUUUUUUAAUGGAAUGCACUUUAACAGGUAAAAACUGAGUUAAUAAUGCUGACAGCCCUACAUUUAAAAGAUAUUUUCUACAGUAGAACACAAAAGCAGGCUAAUCGGCUAAGGUGAAUUUAAUUUCCAAAAGGAAAUGGAACAUGGGAUUAGGACCUGAGAGGUUGUCCUGGUAAUCAUAACCUGAGACUGAGACUCUGCUCCCUUCAUCGGCUCCUUCUCUGAUUUCAUUGUCGAAGGUUCUAGAAUCCAAGAGAAUAUCUUGGAACUGGCUCCCUUCAUGCCAGGAGGAGGUCUUUCUAAGUUACUCUUGUGAGCUUUGAACCCCACUGAAUCUCUUUUUCACUUCCCUGAGAAUUCUGCACGGCAAAGGGAGGACAGUGGUUGGAAAUGUUCCUGUUACACUUAGCUGAUUUUGAACUGUGCCCUUGAGUAUCCCUGUUGGCAACUACAGCUGAGAUGUCACAGAGGUAACAUAAUGGAUAUGAGAUCCAGCAGCGUAUUUUGAAUCUUCACUCCCUUCCAGACUCUUCCUAUUUUUAAUCUUUUCACCUCAGAACUAGACAUAUGGAAAACUUUCAAGGCAAGCUGGAAGGCACGGUGUAUCAAUUCUACCUUGUGCGUAUGCGGACGAUAUCCAGCACUGGAUGCCUCUGGAGCUUAGUGGACAUCUUUCCAUUGCCCAUUUUUUAAAGUUGAUGCUGCUGCUGGACACAUUCCCACAUCUUAAAGAAGCGUUCUGAGUUUUUAAAAGGUAGACUAAGAAAUGUGUCACAGCAAUGUUUUGAAAUAAUUUUCCGAUUAUGUGGAUUGUUAUGAAUUUUUAAUUUUUUUUUGAAGGCUUAGAAGAGAUAUUUGCAACUUCAGAUCUACCUAGCCCCUUUAGGUAUGAUUUUGGUCCCUGACCGUUGUCAGUGUGUCUAAAGGAAAAGUGUGGAAAGAAGUGCACAGAUGAACAGACACUAUUGGAAAGCCCUAGCGUUGGCCCCCAUGCAUGUUUUCACACCCAGCCUCUCCCUUUCCCACCCACAGCCCCGAAGGUGAGAGAUUGAGAGCUGAGGGGUUAGUCUGUAAAUCUGGUCCAAAUUUACUGAAAUGCAAAACUUCAACAGGCCAGUGAUGGAACUCAGGGUAAAUUCCAAGAUGGCUUUCAGCUUCCAUGGGCUGCCCGAGGAACAGCUGUCACGUGGCAUUGACUUACUGUUCAUUUCCUGUUCAAAAGCCUGUCAGAAAACAUUCGGAAUCAAAACCACUUUACAUUGUAUGUUAAACUCCUGAUCACUGCUCUUAAGGAUAUAUAUAUAUAUGUGUGUGUGUGUGUGUAUCCAUUGGAACAUUUUUACUCAAUAUUUGUAUGAUUUGCUUCCUGUUCAUGUGCUGAGUGAGCUCCUUUGUGCUUCAGACAAAAAUAAAUGAGAUUUUGUGUUUACA